UUGGUAACUUGUGGGUUAUCUGUUAAGAUGAGCUCUUGCUUGUCUUACACCAGCUGCAGGCUAUUCCAAUCAGGGGUGCUACCUUCAUGGGGACUACACAGUCAAGGCAUUGCCUUUUAAUUGUAAUGAAUGAUAUGGGUCUCUGCAUCUGGGAAUGUAGUUUUACCUAAGACCGUAGCCUAAGACACAAAUACCUUGGAGUGUUUCAAUUCAAUGUGCUUGUGCACAGGUUUCUUUGCACCACCUUCAGUUGAAGCCCAGGCAAAACUGAAGUUUCUGUUAAAGUUCCACUCAAACACGCCAAACAAGUCGAUCACAGAGGCUGUUUCAGACCGGCAACCAUCAUACAUGUCAUCAAUGGAAUCUGUCGCCAUAUUCAGAGUGCUGUUAACAGCAGUAGGACAUUCCUUUGAAAGAGUGUGGAUGCAUUGUUGUUUGCCAGCAAAGAAGUUCCGGCUCACAGGAUUUACAGAAGGAGGUCCCACACGUUGUAACACUAGGAAAUCCUGUUUGGCAGCUUGCUCAGGUUAAAACCAACAAAGGUGCAGAAUGUUGUCUGGUUGCAAAACACUAAAAGCGCAGACUAAAACAGAGCUAUCACUCUGAAAAAGGUUGACAGUCCACAUAAAAGAACACUUCACCAUAGUGCUGCUCAGGAUGUGAUGCACUAUGCCUACCUGGGACAGGCAAACAUGUCAGAGAAAAACUGUAUCUGCGUUUGCUGUUACUUCUCUUGUUGUUUUGGUGGGACUGCUGAUGUUUGUUGUUAUAUAUCUGACACUAAGCUGGCAGGAUGUCAUUGAAGAGCAUUUAAUGCAGGAUCUGACAUAUGACCUGAGUGACGACAUGUAUGACGAAUGCAGAUCCAAAGCUACAGUUGUGACUGAUAAAGCCUUGAUGCAGAAAUGGGACACCAGUACAAACUUUAGUCAACCUUGGAGCAACGCAGAGAAAAAAGCUAGAGAUCCUGCACACAAGUACAUGGAGAAACACCAUUCGGUGGCCUUAUACCUGUACACAAAUAUUAUGCUGCAACCUGUCAAACAAGACAUUGAGACUGCAGAAAGAAGUAGAAAACAACUAAAAAAGACAUUUGAGCCCCUUCAUUUUUUCCUUAGCGAAGCCAUUCAGAUUCUGAAGCACAGUCAAGUGACAUGUCUUCAGACAAAUUACAGAACAGAGACACUUUUACAUCUCAACAUCUCUAACAAACUGAUUCGGUUCAACACCUUCACAUUAGGUUCUGACGGGUCGAACUUUACAAGAAACGCUUCAUGUUUUGAAGUAUACACAUGUUUCGGUGCUGACAUAACACUUUAUUCAGCCCUGAAACUAAACAGACAGGUGCUGAUUCCUCCCUAUGAGGUUUUCAAAGUCACAGACACAGAGACAAAUUCACAGAGGUGUAAAGUCGUCCACAGGCUGAAAAGCAACAUGAACUGCGUUUAUGAUAGAGAAAGCAAUGCGUUGCAUCCAAUAUCUGCAUUGCCAGUGGAUGGAUUUUGGCUAAUUUUUGCCAUCACUUGUAUGAUUAUUGUUUGUCUUUUGUUACCCUUUGUCAUUGUGAAGGUGUUAGAAAACCAUAAAAAAACUGCUGUUUACAGUGCCUCAUCUUUGCGUGACAGCACUUACUACCCGCCAAGAGCUGUCUUUUAAAAGCAAGCUUUCAUUUUAAAUAAAGAUGGUCCUGUGAGCUUCACACUUGGCAGCAAUCCAAUGCGGCCUGAAGGAAGCUGUUUUAAAACUUCAUGCAUUGAA
Perca flavescens (yellow perch) is the source of this 1758-nucleotide messenger RNA. RefSeq names its product ecto-ADP-ribosyltransferase 5-like. The transcript is spliced from 6 exons. The record is from RefSeq and is a predicted model, not a curated record. Gene Ontology annotation, molecular function: NAD+-protein-arginine ADP-ribosyltransferase activity; NAD+ poly-ADP-ribosyltransferase activity. Lineage: Eukaryota; Metazoa; Chordata; Actinopteri; Perciformes; Percidae. The coding region runs from base 670 to 1656 and encodes 328 amino acids.